AUGGUGCACUUAUUUGCGUGGUUCCUCGCGUACGCGGAACAGAUGUUCGUUUCGAAGCGUCGACACGUUCUGCGUCGUUGGAAUCUUUCUCGUCGUCGCGAAUACGCGCGCGAGAAGAAGAAGAACGGGCGGGAAAAAGGAGUACCACCGAAACGAAAACCUAAAGGCAAAAGAGUCGCGUACUUCGUGACUGGAUGGUCCUCUGGCAUCGGGUUUGAGACGUGUUUGUCGCUUUUGCAAGGACAUAAAGAAGAAGAAAUGGUGGUGGAGUUGCAUUUGCCAACUCGAGCUUUUCCCCCAGGAGGAGUGGGUAAUAAAGGGCGUUUGAGAGAAGGCGGAGACGAAGAAGCAAACGAUGCGGGAAAAAGGCUGCGAAGCGAGGCAAAAUCGAGAGGUUUAAUUGAAACGGGCGAGAAGGAGAAGAAGAACAGGAUUGUUUUGGCAAAGAUUGAUUUGGAUUGCGCGACGUUGGCCAUCGACGCCGGCGCUCGAAAGCGAGCGAGGAAGUACUUCGCCGAGAACGAGGUGGACGUUUUGAUUCACUGCGCGGCGGAGUGCAACGCGGAGAGGAAGGUUUUAGUGCUCGAAGAAGGUGGUGUAGAUCGAGAGGCGAUGUGUAACGUCCUCGGGCCGGCGGUUUUGACCAAGCUGUGGAGAGAUGAAAUGAGCGUAAACGAUAACCGCGAGGACGGCGGCGGCGGCGCGAUGAAGAAAACGGUGGUGUUUGUCGGGUCGUUUACGCAUCGAGCGAGACUUGGGGUAUGCACGCGAGCGAACGCGAAAGAGUGGAUAAAUCGUCUCGAUCGGUGCGCGAGCGCAAGGAAAGAGAAAGAUUUUGAAACGUUAGGUGUGAGGUACGCGCUGAGCAAGCUGAUGGUGACCGCGUACGCGCUCGGAAAGAUGAGAGAAGAAGAAGAUAGAGACGAUAGUUUCGUGAGGGUAAAAGUGGUCGAUCCGGGAUUGUGCCGCACGAAACUCACGCGAACGUGGCCGAAAGCUUUGCGUUUGUUGUACGAAAUUCCCAUGCGAACGGUUGGUUUGCUAGAACAUCCUCGGAAAGGUGCCGAGCGCAUCGUUCGCGCUGCCACGCUUUCCGAAGACAACGAGAAAGAAAAAGAGUGGUCAAACGCGGUCGCAUAUUCGCAUAUUGCGAGGGACGAAUUGGUACAAAGACUAUGCGUCAAAGCAGUGGACGGGUUCAUCGAGAGAGAGAACGCGCGCGGAUGCAUUAGCUAUUAG
This is a messenger RNA of Bathycoccus prasinos, 1239 nucleotides long. Its product is annotated as Dehydrogenases with different specificities (related to short-chain alcohol dehydrogenases) (ISS). NCBI's taxonomy places the organism in Eukaryota, Viridiplantae, Chlorophyta, Mamiellophyceae, Mamiellales, Bathycoccaceae. The record is from RefSeq and is a predicted model, not a curated record. The coding region runs from base 1 to 1239 and encodes 412 amino acids. The transcript has a single exon.